Aspergillus campestris IBT 28561 is the source of this 791-nucleotide messenger RNA. RefSeq lists its product as uncharacterized. Gene Ontology annotation, biological process: GPI anchor biosynthetic process. Bases 33 to 791 code for a protein of 252 amino acids. NCBI's taxonomy places the organism in Eukaryota, Fungi, Ascomycota, Eurotiomycetes, Eurotiales, Aspergillaceae. The transcript is spliced from 2 exons. Gene Ontology annotation, cellular component: mannosyltransferase complex; endoplasmic reticulum membrane. Gene Ontology annotation, molecular function: mannosyltransferase activity. The record is from RefSeq and is a predicted model, not a curated record.
CUCUAUCUAAAUUCAACAUCCUUAUAAUCAACAUGCAUCUCUCCCCCUCUCUCUUGCUCCCCCUCCUUUCUCUUCUUACUACUACCUCUGCCAACGUCGAAAAGACCAUCUUCCUCGCUCCCUCCCCCGUCCUCGUCCCCGCCCUCACUCCCAACCUCGACGAUCUCGGUCUCCAACGUCUUUCUCCGUCCAGCUCCUACCUCCGCACUCAACUGAACGCUUCCUUUCCUACGACACACGAUGACCCUACCUCCGACCCUACCACCGACCACUCCAACAGAGACACCGGCACAGACACAUGGUACUUCCUCGAGAACCUCACCCCAGGCCAACGCUACGAAGUGCGCCUCUGCUGGCUAGCCACGCAACCAACAAAAUUCACCCUCACAACCCACCACCCCCACACAACAAUCUCCACGCCAGCCCUCCUAACCUCCCUAACCCUCUACUCGAGCCUCCUCCUCUCCACCCAGCCGCCCAAACCCCUCGCCGCGCCCCUCAUCCCCGACAGCGCCUCCUCCUCCUCCUUCGCCCCGCACGACCCCACCCUCACCAGCGACUCGGUGCUGUUCCUGCGCGUGCGCGCCGAAGCAGACUAUUACUCGCUGGAUCAGGAGCUUAUGAGGAGUGUGCCGCCUGUUGUGGUGGAUGUGGUGCUAGAUCCGUAUUUGGGGAAUGUGUUUCCGAGGUCGUUGGUGAGGACGGCCGGGUGGGUGGUGCUUGUGGCUGGUUUGGCGGCGGGGUUGCGUGCGGGUUGGUUGGGGAGGUGGGGAGGUUGGUUGCUGUAUUAG